This is a messenger RNA of Candidozyma duobushaemuli, 732 nucleotides long. RefSeq lists its product as uncharacterized. Gene Ontology annotation, cellular component: cytoplasm. The record is from RefSeq and is a predicted model, not a curated record. NCBI's taxonomy places the organism in Eukaryota, Fungi, Ascomycota, Pichiomycetes, Serinales, Metschnikowiaceae. Gene Ontology annotation, biological process: peptidyl-lysine monomethylation; peptidyl-lysine dimethylation. The coding region runs from base 1 to 732 and encodes 243 amino acids. The transcript is spliced from 2 exons. Gene Ontology annotation, molecular function: protein-lysine N-methyltransferase activity.
AUGGAAGAGGAAAUCAGACUUAACGAUUCGAAGCUUGGGACCAAACAAUACUGGAAUGAGUUCUACCAGAAGGAGAUUGAAAAUUUCGAUGAGAACGACCAGGACACUGGCGAAAACUGGUUCGAUGACUCAGAUGCUGAAAGAAGAGUCAUUGAUUUCUUUAUAAACAUGGUGGAAGAGGAUCAGUUUGAUUCCGACGAAUUGAACAUCCUAGACUUGGGUACUGGAAACGGUCAUUUCCUAUUCGAACUCAACCAAGAGAUUGAGGAGCAGGAUAUCGCUGUGAAGCUUCUCAAUAAUGGUAUAGAUUAUUCGCCCGAGUCUGUGGAGUUUGCCAAAAAGGUAGCCCUGAAGAGAUUUUCAAACCAGUCGUAUACUUUUGAGGAAGUUGACUUCAUUAGAAAACAGUGCCAGUACUUGGACGACAAUAAGGAAAAGUUCGACGUGAUUUUUGACAAGGGUACUCUUGAUGCCAUUGCUCUUAAUAACGAUCCUGUUGAUGGCUUUGAUGGAAAGAUUGGAGUCGAUGUUUACCCCUUGCAAGUUGCCAAAUUGGUGAAAUCCGGAUCACUUCUAAUAAUCACAUCAUGUAACUUCACAGAGCAGGAGUUGACAAAAAUCAUUACUCAAGCAGGUGAAUUCAAGGUAUUCAAAAACGUGGAAUACCCCUCGUUUCAGUUUGGUGGCCAGAAGGGCUCAACCAUCUGUACCAUAGCAUUUGAAAAACUUUAG